UACCUAUCGCCGGAUUCUAAUCCGCUCAGUUUUCUUGUUGAUACUUCCGGAUCCGGUUACCGAAAUACAAAACCCCGCAAUUUUCUGAAUUUUUGUAAAGAACAUUCUAUUUGGCUGGUACCUAAAUAGGCUAUGCCAAAAUCCAAAGAAUUCAUCUCAGACUCGGAAUCAGACUCUGAUAAUGAAGCACCUAAGAAAAAGAAAACAAAAGUAGAGAAAAAAGUAGAAAAGAAGGAACCUCCAAAAUCAGCAGCAAGCUCUGCCCCAGGAAAAGCUGGAGAAAGAACUUUUCAGAUUUCUAGGAACAGAUGGGUAUCAGUUAGCGAGUUCAGAGGCAAAGUGAUGGUAGGAAUUAGGGAGUUCUAUGAAGCUGAGGGUGAAUUAAGGCCUGGAAAAAAAGGUAUUUCUUUACCUCUGGACCAAUGGGAAAAGUUGAAGAACCAGUUUGAUGACAUUGACGAAGCUGUGAGGGAAAUGAGCAAAUGAAAUAUGUCAACAAGAACCAACCUUAAAAGACAGAUCAUUUGCUUAAGUGAAAACAUUUGUUAAAGACCUAUCAUUUGUAAAGACCAUGGUCUAGUAUCAUGUUUUGUUAAACUUGAUAUACAUGUACAUGUACAGAUUGAGAAAAAAAGAUUCUUCGAUAGUUUUAAAUACAAUGCACAAGUUGAUCAUGAGGAAAAGUUGAUUUAUCACUGAAAUUUGUUGACAUUUUUUUUUUAUAAAGAUGAAUUCAUAAUAUUUUAUUGGUAUACAAAUUAUCAAGUAAAUGAAAAAGUAAGAUUUUUAAUGUUAAAAUGAAUUUAAUUGUAAAAUUUUCUCUAACUAAUGUUGAUAAUUUAUGAUGUUUUAUACCUUCUAGCCGUCCUUUAUUUAUGUCAUUUAUUCUUAAGGUGCUGACUUGCAGUUCCCUGUCUUAUGUAAAAUUUACUGCAUAUUUCUUUGUUGACGUACAUUUAGUUGUUGAAUGUCUCAUACAUGUACUAUAUCAAACAUUGUCAUGAAAAUAAUAAAAUUAUUUUUGGGCAUUA
Molecule: messenger RNA, 1031 nt
Organism: Mytilus trossulus (common blue mussel)
Lineage: Eukaryota; Metazoa; Mollusca; Bivalvia; Mytilida; Mytilidae
Product: activated RNA polymerase II transcriptional coactivator p15-like
Exons: 5
Coding region: 133-486 (117 amino acids)
Biological process (GO): positive regulation of transcription initiation by RNA polymerase II
Cellular component (GO): transcription regulator complex; nucleus
Molecular function (GO): DNA binding; transcription coactivator activity
Source: RefSeq, a predicted model, not a curated record